Messenger RNA from Metarhizium brunneum ARSEF 3297, 1266 nucleotides. RefSeq lists its product as uncharacterized. Gene Ontology annotation, molecular function: transaminase activity; pyridoxal phosphate binding. Lineage: Eukaryota; Fungi; Ascomycota; Sordariomycetes; Hypocreales; Clavicipitaceae. Gene Ontology annotation, biological process: amino acid metabolic process; biosynthetic process. The record is from RefSeq and is a predicted model, not a curated record.
AUGCUUUCCAAAAGGUCUCUGAAGCGCAAUCAGGUCCUGAUUCCCAAGCUAUUGGACAAUCAUGGCGCGCUCCUAUCCGGAGAUACCACUGUCAUUGACCUCAGCACUGCUGAAAACCAGCUUUUGAUGAAAGGAUUACUUUCUGAAUUCGACCAUACGUUCAAGACAUUUAAUUGGUCAAAUAAUGACUUGGCCUACAGCGAAGGUGUCGGAGGCUGCUCGCAGGUUAGAGGCCUGAUAGCAGACCUAGCCAAUGCCCAUUUCAACCCACGACUCAAAGUCGACAAAUCACACGUCGUCUUGGGCGCCGGUGGUUGUUUCGCGUUAAAUGCCCUGGUUGGUGAAAUAUGCGAUCCGGGUGAUGGGAUCCUAAUCGCUGCACCGUACUGGCCAGGCCUGGACCUUUCCAUUUCGGUCCAUAAUGACGCCGUGCCUGUCAUAGUUCAGAUACCAUUUGACGAAUUCUUCGGUAUCCAGAGCAUCAAGUACUACGAGGCAGCACUGGCGGCUUCCGCGAUUCCGGUAAAAGGUGUAAUAAUUUGCAAUCCGCAUAACCCUCUUGGCCGAAACUAUCCGCAAGAGACACUGCAAGCCACUUUGAACUUUUGUUCCAAAAAUAACAUUCACCUGAUAUCCGAUGAGGUCUAUGCCCUUUCUCAGCACACGCGGUUGACUCAGGAUAAUUUAACCACCGGGUUUGUCUCAGCGCUUUCACUGGAUACAACUCAUGCUAAAGGCCUGGUUCACGUUUUGUACAGUCUGAGUAAAGACUUUGGAUGCAAUGGCGUUCGUUUAGGUGCCUUCAUCUCCCAAGACAACCGUGAUAUCAUCAUGAGCGGCGCCUUGAGUACUCACUGUCAAACAUCAACCAUGGCAACAAUUGUGGCACAGAAGGUUAUUCUAAGCCCGAAAAACAUAGAGUACGUAAAUACUCAUGGUAGAGAGCUUUUAGAGUCGGCGUAUUCCCUGGUGGCCACGUUCAUGCAAAAGCAUGGCAUAGAAUUCAUACCUGCCGAGAGUGGCAUGUACAUCUUCGCCAGGUUAUGUCCUUCGCCGUCCAUGGAGGCAGAAAAAGUCUUUAGAUCAAUCUUGAAGAAGAAUGCGUUGGUCAUCUCUGCAGGCACGGAUUAUCACCUUGAAACACCUGGCUGGUUCCGCAUCUGUUAUGCCUGUGAAAGGGAAAAGCUCGAGAACGGCCUCGAUCGAAUUGCCAUUUGCGUCAAUGAGUUUAGACAAACACAUAUUGAAGAAAGCACAACAGAAUAA